AUGCUGAGCGACGUUAAACUACCGCGAAAUAUCUCGACAGCUGAUAAAGUUGUCAUCUUUGACAAUCUUAAUGUCAGACUAGGCAGAGAUUUGAAGCUUGAAAACCAAACCAAAGUCAAGGUAAACAUAUCUAUCUAUCUAUCUAUCUAUCUAUCUAUCUAUCUAUCUAUCUAUCUAUCUAUCUAUCGUAUAAACUGUUCUCUAUUUAUCUAUCUAUCUUAUCAUGUUCUCUCUGUGUCAAUCUAUCUAUCUAUCUAUCUAUCUAUCUAUCUAUCUAUCGUAUCAUCUGUUUAUCUAUCUAUCUACCGUAUCAUCUGUUAUCUAUUCUAUCUAUCUAUCUAUCUAUCUACUUUGUCAUCUAUUUAUCUAUCUAUCGUAUCAUCUGUUUAUCUAUCUAUCUAUCGUAUUAUCUGUUCUCUAUCUUUCUAUCUAUCUUGUCAUAUCUAUCUAUCUAUCUAUCUAUCUAUCUAUCUAUCUAUCUAUCGUAUCAUCUGUUUAUCUAUCUAUCUAUCUAUCUAUCUAUCUAUCUAUCUAUCUAUCUAUCUAUCUUGUCAUCUGUAUCUAUCUAUCUAUCUAUCUAUCUAUCGUAUCAUCUAUCUAUCUAUCUAUCUAUCUAUCUAUCUAUCUAUCUAUCUUGUCAUCUGUAUCUAUCUAUCUAUCUAUCUAUCUAUCGUAUCAUCUGUAUCUAUCUAUCUAUCUAUCUAUCUAUCUAUCUAUCUAUCUAUCUAUCUUGUCAUCUGUAUCUAUCUAUCUAUCUAUCUAUCUAUCUAUCUAUCUAUCUAUCGUAUCAUCUAUCUAUCUAUCUAUCUAUCUAUCUUGUCAUCUGUAUCUAUCUAUCUAUCUAUCUAUCUAUCUGUGAUUCAGCCAUUGCUGAGAGGCAAUGUAAGAAUAUCACUUUUCUAUUUUUAUACUUCAUUUAUCUAUCUAUCUAUCUAUCUAUCUAUCUAUCUAUCUAUCUAUCUAUCUCAGUCUAUUCAUUAUCUAUCUAUCUAUCUAUCUAUCUAUCUCAGUCUAUUCAUUAUCUAUCUAUCUCAGUGUAUUCAUUAUAUAUCUAAGUCUGUUCAUUAUCUAUCUAUCUAUCAGUCUCUUCAUUAUCUAUCUAUGUUGCCUUCUCGUAAAUAA
Acanthosepion pharaonis is the source of this 1122-nucleotide messenger RNA. Lineage: Eukaryota; Metazoa; Mollusca; Cephalopoda; Sepiida; Sepiidae. The record is from the annotation of a GenBank genome assembly.